GCCAGUUCGCUAGAUUCGCCAUUAGCAAUCAACGAGGUCACAGAGACCUGACGUGCGAAACUCCUCUCUGCAACAAAGAGCUUAGAAAUUAACCGAAAAUGUUCAAAAAUACGUUUCAAAGUGGGUUCCUGUCGAUUCUCUACAGCAUCGGCAGCAAACCUCUCCAGAUUUGGGAUAAGAAGGUCAGAAAUGGACACAUUAAAAGAAUAACAGACAACGACAUCCAAUCUCUAGUUCUUGAAAUUGUGGGUACAAAUGUCAGCACAACGUUCAUCACAUGUCCUGGCGAUGCAAACAAGACGCUCGGCAUCAAGCUCCCAUUUUUAGUCAUGAUCAUCAAGACUAAGAAGUACUUCACAUUCGAGGUCCAGGUCCUCGACGACAAGAACAUCAGGAGACGGUUCAGGGCGAGCAACUACCAGAGCACGACGCGAGUCAAACCUUUCAUCUGUACCAUGCCCAUGAGGCUAGAUGACGGCUGGAAUCAAAUUCAGUUCAAUCUCUCAGAUUUCACAAGGAGAGCGUACGGAACAAACUACAUCGAGACAUUGCGAGUUCAGAUCCAUGCUAACUGCCGAAUCCGACGAGUUUACUUCUCCGACAGACUGUACUCUGAAGAUGAACUUCCCGCAGAAUUCAAACUCUACUUGCCUGUUCAGCAGAAAGGUAACCCCAGGAGUUAAACCCAACGGGACAUGUAAAUGUGAAAACAAAGACACUAUGAAAACAUGACAGCAAUCUGGAAGGACAUGUCUUUAUUGCUGAGAAAGACCUCACUUGACUUUUCAAUCAUGCGAUGAAGUAGAACAUUGGCGGUACGACUUCUGCGAUUCCUGUAUCGUCACAAGCAAAUGGGAUCUGGCAUCCCUUCUGCCGUCGGCGCCAAGAGGAUGUAUUUUCAAAGUACCAUGCCAUCUUGCUUCAGUAUUAGUGAGGCAUGUCUUAACUCAAAUGAUAUUUAUAAUUAAGAAAUGUUGUCUAUUUUGUCAGGAAUGGGGGUAAGCUACAGCCUAGGAAAUAGAAAAGUUGUGAAAUGGUCUCUUUUACCUGGAAAUGGGAAGUAAGCUGAUGAACUAUACCUGCUUAUGGGGAAGAAAGAAGUUGGAAUCUAAGUCAGCAUUCAUAUUCAUAUGGCUCCUUUCUGCAGAUACAGUGAGGACAGAAAUAGAGUUGUGAUAGAAAUGGUUCAUGCUUCUUGUUUACAUCAUGUUUUACCUUUUUUAUGAGUGACAUAUGAUUCACAUACUCCUUCCUUUUUCCUCUUCAAUUUAAGACUUCAAUUUACCUAAUUUCUUAAUACAUGCAUGUUUAUAUUAAAAACAUAAAUUGAAUUGGAAGAGGGGGAGAAAAAAGGCAACCAUGAUGACAUGGUCAUCGACCAGCGAUUGAUUUGAAAUUCUUUCAAUGGGUUAUGUACAAGCAAUGAACAAAGAAUGUUGGUUACUUACAAGAGGCCUUGCUAAAGCUCACUCUUCUCUUUUACAUGUCUUUGUUUUGUAAUUAUAUAUAUUGUUCAAAGUAUGCGUGGUACAUUGUAUCUGUGUCUGUGAUAUUCUGUGCAGUGUAGCACAUUGUGCAUCCAGGGUCAAAGGUCAUUCAUUCAGGCUUUUACUAUUCACUCAUUUGCAUGCCUUGUCGAAACUAUACUUUGGUAGGUACUCGCUUCAUCUACUCACUAUUCCUGUAGAUAGUUGCUAUGUCAUAUUAGUAGUCAACAGCACACUAUUGGCUGCAUGGUAACAGCUCAUGAAAUUGCAUAGUUACCGAUAUGACUAUGUCCAUAUCACUAAAAAUUAGAUUCAAUAACUUCAAUGAGGGAAUUCUAACCCAAUGCCUACAUAAAUUAGGUUGCUCCCAUUUAUAAUUCCAAUUUCUCUGUACAACUCUAGGAAAAUACUGAAUUUUAUGAAAAUUUAAAAGGUCACUUGCAAAUGGUCUGCAUGCUUGAGUUAUAAAUGCUAGUUUUGUGUAUUAAAGAUCCAGAUAUUAAGAUAAAGGGGAACUGGAUUAUUGUCUCUCCUUCUUGGGAACUAGAUAUGGAAUAGUUAAACCAUUAGAAAAGAUUCUUUCACUGCCAUUGUGCUUCUUAAAGAGAAAGAAAGUGGGGGAGACAAAGUAAAGCUUUACAAUUUAUGACAAUGCUAGACUGGAAAUUAAUUUAUCCAAACUCUGUAUGUAAUCUUGAUUAAACUUAAUGUGUACAUAUCAAUCUUGGAACAACAUUUAUAAUGCUGUAUAUAGAUAUAUGUUAUGUAACUCUGUUACAGUACUCUAAAAGGUUUAUUGCCUGGUAUCCUUUCUCAUGCUUUCUCCAAUCAGGCCAUGUUUUUGGCAUGAUCCCAAGUAUUUUUCUUUUCUUUUCUUGAAACUGCUACUAUACAGACCUAAAAUCCAAACGUUAAACAAUUCAUAAAGCAUGUUUACCUUAUAAAUGUACAUGUUUUUGUAUUUAUGAACAAUGUUUCUUAAUGAGAUGGUGCCCUAUGACAUCUAGAGUAUCAUUUAUUUUUGUUUUAUUAUUAGGUUUUACCAACCUUAUUUGCCUUAGGUUUUUGAAGAUGUUGUAUUCAAAAUGCACCAUCAAAAGUAUUGUGCAUAUUAUGAAAAUUAUUUAUGUUUUACUCUUAGAAUUAUGUAAGUUAUUAGACUUCUCAGAUGAAGUGCAUGAUAACUUAUUGGAAAUCACUUAGAAUCGUCAAAUUAUGUUCACGUAAUCUGUUUACAAUCGAAGUCUACUUUGUCUUUUUUAUAUAGUUCAAGACAAAAAUACACUUUAUAAAAAUGAAA
Messenger RNA from Strongylocentrotus purpuratus (purple sea urchin), 2787 nucleotides. It is a transcript of the gene cfap20, whose product is annotated as cilia- and flagella-associated protein 20. Gene Ontology annotation, cellular component: motile cilium; ciliary basal body. Gene Ontology annotation, biological process: positive regulation of cell motility; regulation of cilium beat frequency involved in ciliary motility; cilium assembly. Lineage: Eukaryota; Metazoa; Echinodermata; Echinoidea; Camarodonta; Strongylocentrotidae. The record is from RefSeq and is a predicted model, not a curated record.